Xenia sp. Carnegie-2017 is the source of this 3165-nucleotide messenger RNA. RefSeq lists its product as uncharacterized. Gene Ontology annotation, molecular function: protein binding. Bases 186 to 2954 code for a protein of 922 amino acids. The transcript is spliced from 22 exons. Lineage: Eukaryota; Metazoa; Cnidaria; Anthozoa; Malacalcyonacea; Xeniidae. The record is from RefSeq and is a predicted model, not a curated record.
AUUCAUGCAUUGAAUUCAAGACUUCGGUCUUUCGGAUAUAUUCAGUAGAAUCUAGAAUGUCUACAUCGUGGGUGUGAUCUUUAUUUUUCUACGUGGCAAUAAUCACCUAAGAUCAGGAAUGCUUAUAUGAUCUACUUCCCGAUGAUUGUAGUCUAUUUAUUAAAUAAUAAAGUUAGUGGAGAAGGAUGAUGAGUGAAGAAAGCCUUAUUGCGGAGAGUUACUCCAAUCUAAAGUCUGCCAUCCUGCUGGGAAGGACUGAUAUUGUUCGCGGUAUUCUUUCGACUGCAGCAGAAAGUAGAUUUGAAAAUGGGUUUUUCGAAGAUGAAGUUGAAGAUGAUGGUGCAGGAGAAGAUUUUCGUAUCAGAAAAUGGGAUGAAGAUUAUGAGGACAAUCCUUAUGACAUCUUACGCGUUAUGCUUAAUUAUGUUGAUGAUGAUGCAGGAACUGCUUUACACUUGGCCACUAAGCUUAGCAAUGCAGAUAUCACAAGGGCAUUACUUUCUGCUGGAGCAGAUCCAACACGACUGAACAAGGAAGGUGCAUCUCCAUUUGAAUAUUGUUCAGAUGAGAGAAUACUCAGGAUUUAUAAUGAACAGUUAUUAGAAGCUGCUGCUCAUAACCAGAUCACCAAAUUGGAAAGGCUUCUGUUUGCUGGCGUGAGCUCUAAUGCCAAUGAUGGAACAGAAUCGAAUAACCGUGCUAUACAUUGGGCGGCAACAUUUGGUGGUUAUGAUGCUGUUAAACUUUUAUGUCAACACAAUGCUGACGUUAAUGCUGUGAACAGUGAAGGUUCAACAGCUCUCUUUGAUGCUGUCAAACGUAGAGAUAAAGAUAUUGUUGAACUUUUGUUAAGUUACGGUGCAAAAAGUGAUAUUUGUAUUUUGCAUGGCUCUAACAAAGGUAAAACGCCAGUUGAUUUUGCGCCCGAAGAUUCUGAACUCAAGCAAUUGUUGCUUAAUCCGCCUGAGUCGAUCAACGAUACGAAUGAAAAGAAAGAAGAUGCAGUGACAAACGGUUUAUUAAACGGAUCAGAUGAUUCGAUUGUAAGCAGUACAAAUGGCGUUGCUGAAGGUAAAUCGGACAUCAGAAUAGAAGAGACUGAUAAUUCACACGAAAUAGACCUGAGUCUUUUAUGGCCUUAUCCACAAAAGUUAACAUUGAUCAAAGGAAGCCGUUUUCAUUCUGAAGCUUACCUUAGUGUCAGGAUAUUGACUGAGAGGGGGGAAGAUCCUCACAUUAUUCACGACAUGUGGCGAGCAGUUGACGAGAUAUUCCAAAGGCUUGGUGUUUCAGUUCGGACAUUGUGCGUUGCGGACAACGCGUACACGGAGUUGGUACCAGGAUGCAUAACAUGUUCUAUAUCUCCAUUAUUAUUUAUGAAACCUGAAAGCUAUUCUAUCAAUAUUUCUUCUCAUAAGAUUAACUUGUGUGGUAGCGAUCAUGCCGGUCUUUGGUACAGCAUCAAUACGUUAUUACAACUGUUUAGAAUGUUUAAAGGUGUUGGUAUACCACGUAUGCAGGUAUAUGAUUGGCCAGACUUGAAAUACAGAGCUUAUUUGGUUGAUUGUAGUCAUGGAAGGGCUCUUACUUUGGAAUCCCUUUUCUUUCUCGUUGAUAUUUUGGCCAACAUGAAGUAUAAUCAGAUAAUGCUUUGUGUCGAACAUGACCUGCACUUAAAGGAAAAGUCUGGAAAGUAUAACUUUCCUUAUUCUCAGGGCGAAUUAUUUCAAUUGGAGCGAUAUUGUCGCAAGAGAUACCUGGAAUUAGUGCCUUGUACGGAUCUUUAUUUGUGUGAGGAAAAAAACAUUGGAUUGAAGAAAUUUAAUUCUUUCAUAUCUUCUUCAUUUCCACAGUCAAGGUUUGUUCAUAUUGGGUUUGGAGAAGUAAAUGAUGCAGUUAUAAAUGACAAAGACGCAGAUCACAAUUCUUUAAUGAAUCGCGUUCAAGAGAUUUAUGAUCAUUAUACGAAACAGAGAAAGGUUUGUCUGAUGUGGUCGAAUUCUUUUCACGAGUACAUCAAGAAUGGAAAUAUCUUGCCUUAUGGCGUUAUUGCUAUGGAGUAUGGUGGAAAUUCGUCAUAUGAUUUUGGAGUGUUUAGUAAAUUAUGUUCUGAUUCAGGCAUUCCAUACUAUAUUUGCCCCGGUACAAUGAGCUGGGCAAGUUUGGUUGGAGCCGAUAGCUUCGACUUGAUAGAUGAUGCUGUUCAAACUGCUGUACAUUACAACGCUUUGGGUGUUCUCGUUACUGAUUGGUCAGGAUAUGGGCACGUGACCCCACUUGAAGUCAGCUUUCCCGCUCUAGCUACUGGCGGUACAUUGGCUUGGAACUCUAAAAUGAAGCAGGAGAGUGUAACAUCGUCGAUUAGCAAAGUUUUGGAUUUGCACGUUUUUCAAGAUGAUGCUGGAGUCAUGGGUGACAUUUUAAAAAGUUUAUGCCAAGUGCACCAGUUACUUGAGCCCAGUUCAGUGAAAAUUCACUCCGAAAGUCAUAUUCCUCCACGCCAUAAAGCCGAGGACGCCAGUCAGCUUCUCAAGCUGUUUCUCUUUCCUAACAAUGUCGAUAUUAGUAUGAUGGACAUUGAUCGUUUACAGACCGUUACUCGUUGUUUACGCAAGAGUCAAGCCUCCUUAUCUUUAGCUCAGAUGAAAUGCCCGCGAUCUUCGACGAUUACAAAAGUGCUUCAUUUAAACCUAGACAUGGCCAUCUACGCUUGCAGGAUGGGUCGUGCUUUGAUGGUUGCUAAAUCAGACAACAGUUCUCUUUCUGGUUUUACUGUAAUCUCCCGUUUACCAAGCAUCAAUCGAACGGAUCUCGCUAAUAGACUUUUAGGUAUAAUUGAAAAUCACCGUCGCGUGUGGAGUUUGAGCAAUAAACCUGUUGGUUUGGAUGAGUCCAAUACGAUUUUGGAAAAUGUGUUUAAAGAAAUCGUACCGUCGUCAACUCUCACUGUAUAGUUAUUGAUGAUCGUUUACAUUAGAGUACAUCGAUGAUUUUGUAUACAAAAUGCAACGCAAUUUAAUUUAUCGUGAAUUAUAACCGAAACCAACAACUUCGCACCUUCCAACCUUCCAACCUAUAAUAUAAGACAUUACAAGUAUGUUUAAAUAAUGAUUUUCAAUAGGAAAAAAUCUCAAUAGAAUUUCCUGAUUGGAUUUCUCAUUUUAA